AUGGCGCGAACAGUGUCCGAGGUGAGAGACGGCAUCCAGAACCAGAGGGAUCUGGAGCUGGGAGACGAUGUCAUCGAGAAAUCGCCCACAGUCAGGGCCGAUGACCCGAAUUUGGUCAAGUGGAACGGCCCCGAUGACCCGGAGAAUCCAAAGAACUGGCUUCACAGCAGGAAAUGGGCCGCCGUCUUUUGUGUCUCUUGCUUCACCGUCAUCUCGCCCAUUGCCUCGAGCAUGGUUGCUCCUGGCCUUCCCCAAAUCAGCAGGGACUUGCAUAUUACCGAAGAGAUCGAAAGCGCCCUCGUUCUGUCCAUCUUCGUGGCCGCCUACGCCGUCGGCCCUCUAAUAUGGGGCCCCCUUUCCGAGCUGUAUGGCAGAGUCAUCAUCAUCCAGGUCUCCAAUCUGUGGUUCCUCCUCUUCAACCUAGGCUGCGGUCUCGCUAAGACGAGUGCCCAAAUGUUCGUCUUCCGCUUCCUCUCGGGCAUUGGAGGAUCCGCCCCUCUUGCUAUAGGUGGUGGUGUGCUAGGAGACCUGUUUACCGCUGAAGAGAGAGGAAAGGCCAUGAGCAUCUACUCGCUGAUGCCGCUGCUUGGCCCGGCUCUGGGGCCGAUCGCUGGAGGCUGGGUCUCGGAGCGGACAACUUGGCGAUGGGUCUUUUACAGCACCACGAUUGCGUGUGGCAUCGUCCAAACAGCGGGCCUCUUUUUCCUUCAGGAGACGUAUGCACCAGUUCUAUUGCAGCGCAAGAAGGCGGCCAUGAUUAAAGAGACGGGCAACACCAACCUCGUCACCGAAUAUGACGAUCCAAACAAGACUCUUACCCAGACGCUGACAGUCGCACUGACUCGCCCGUUCCGCAUGCUAUUCACGCAGCCCAUUGUACAGGUCAUGUCUCUAUACAUGAUGUAUCUGUACGGCCUGACAUACUUGAUCCUCUCCACCUUCGCCAGCCUCUGGGCCACCGAGUAUCACGAAAGCCCGGGCAUCGCCGGCCUCAACUACAUCUCUCUCGGCCUGGGCUUCUUCCUGGGCGCCCAGAUCUGCGCGCCGCUACAGGACAAAAUCUACGCUGCUCUCAAGAGACGCUACGUGCCAGACGGCGGCCCCGGGCGUCCGGAAUUCCGCGUGCCGCUGCUGAUUCCAGGGGCGAUUCUCCUGCCCAUCGGCAUCUUCAUCUACUCGUGGACCGCGGAAAAGCACACGCACUGGAUCGGGCCCAACAUCGGCGCCGUCGUGUUUGGCUGCGGCAUCAUCAUCGGCUUCCAGUGCAUCCAGGGAUACAUGGUGGACUCGUACACGCGAUACGCGGCCAGUGCCGUGGGAGCAGUGACUGUUCUACGCAGUCUGGCGGGCUUUGGAUUCCCCCUAUUUGCGCCAGCCAUGUAUAGCCGCCUUGGAUAUGGCAUUGGAGGGACGGUGCUGGCGGCGUGUGCGAUUGGGAUUGGGUUCCCGAGUCCGAUCUUUUUGUGGUUUUUCGGGCCGAAGCUGAGAGCCGCGAGUAAGUUUGCGGCGUGA
Messenger RNA from Trichoderma virens Gv29-8, 1512 nucleotides. RefSeq lists its product as uncharacterized. The transcript has 2 exons. NCBI's taxonomy places the organism in Eukaryota, Fungi, Ascomycota, Sordariomycetes, Hypocreales, Hypocreaceae. The record is from RefSeq and is a predicted model, not a curated record. Gene Ontology annotation, molecular function: transmembrane transporter activity. Gene Ontology annotation, biological process: transmembrane transport. The coding region runs from base 1 to 1512 and encodes 503 amino acids.